UUUGUCCGGAGCGCGCUUCUCCGUCACCACUUUGUCGUCAGACCUAGUUCAGGGUACGCAGACAGUGGUUGUGCUUCUCCUACAAAGAGGGAACAAACGCCUAAUACUGCCCCCGGAAAGCUGCGCCUGUAGCCACGCUGCGUCUUUGUUCUAAUACGAACCAACCAACUCUGAAUUCGCAUUAAAUAUGUCUACUAUGAUUUGUUGUCACAACCCUCAGGUUAUAAUGUACGACCAACACAGAAUAAGUACAACUCUAUAGCCAACGGGAUCCCGAGGACUUGAUUACAGUCACUUCAAGCCUGAUAGUUUGCCCGUGCGACUGCCCCCCUUCUCUCUUCUGCUCACGUCUGUGUAGUCAACUGGCAUUUCUUCUGACAAGUUCCCUUCCCUCUCCUUGGGUGAAGAAGACUUAGUACCUCUGUGAUCUUGGUCUGCUUCACCUGUUGCCUACCUUUGGUUCCUGCUCUAGCUGUGGUGCUUUCUUGGAUUUGCAUUAUUCUUGAUCACACACACCAUCAAAAUUGACCAAGAUGAUCCCAAACGGUUAUUUGACCUUUCAGGAUGAGAGUUUCUUGGAUUCCACCGUGGCCAAAAUGAAUGCUCUGAGAAAGACUGGCCAGUUCUGCGAUGUUAGACUGCAGGUGUGUGGCCAUGAAUUGAUGGCUCACCGUGCUGUUCUGGCUUGCUGCAGCCCCUACUUGUUUGAGAUCUUUAAUAGUGACGCCGAGCCUCAUGGAGUCUCUCAUGUCACUUUUGAGGACUUGGACCCAGAGGCAGUGGAGAUCUUGCUCAACUAUGCCUAUACUGCUCAGCUAAAGGCAGACAAAGAGCUGGUCAAGGAUGUUUACUCUGCAGCCAAAAGGUUCAAGAUGGAGCGAGUCAAACAGAUUUGUGGUGACUACCUGCUGUCUAAGAUGGAUCCCCAGAACGCCAUCUCCUUUCGUAACUUUGCCAGCUCUAUGGUAGACGGCAGAGUUUUGGCCAAGGUGGAUGCUUUCAUCCAGGACCAUCUGCUGGAAGUGUCUGAACAGGAGGACUUCCUCAAACUUCCCCGCCUCAAGUUAGAAGUAAUGGUAGAAGACAACCUGACCCUACCCAGCAACGGCAAGCUGUACUCGAAGGUGCUCAGCUGGGUGCAGCGUAGCCUUUGGGAGAACGGAGACCAACUGGAACGACUGAUGGAGGAGGUGCAAACGCUGUACUACUCACCUGACCAUAAGCUGGUGGAUGGAGGGCUGCUGAUUGAGGGGCACACUGAGGUGUUUGGUGGCGAGGAGGACCACCUCCAGUUUGUGCAGAAGAAACCUGUACGGGAGAGCACCCAGAGACAGAUGAGCUGCAGCUCCUCAGGAAGCACGUCACCCUCCAACCAAGCAGCAAAUGCCCCCAAACAAACUGCCAGGAGAGAGUGGAAGUACAUCGCCUCUGAGAAGACCACAGACAACACCUACCUGUGUCUGGCUGUGCUGGAUGGUGUGCUGUGUGUGAUCUUUUUGCGUAGUCGCAGCAGUCCUCAGACCUCUCCGUCUGCCACCCCCUGCCUGAUGAAGAGCCUCAGCUUCGAGGCCCAGCCUGAGGAGUUGGAGGAGCAGCCGCUCUCACCCAUGCAUUAUGCGCGCUCUGGCCUGGGCACCGUAGCCCUGAAUGGAAGACUCAUUGCAGUAGGAGGCUACAACAGAGAGGAGUGUCUGAGGACUGUGGAAUGUUAUGACCCCAUAGAGGACCGCUGGAACUUCAUUGCGCCCAUGCGGACUCCGAGGGCUCGAUUCCAGAUGGCUGUUCUCAUGGGUCAGCUGUAUGUGAUUGGGGGUUCAAAUGGACAUUCUGAUGAGCUGAGCUGCGGGGAGACAUACGAUCCACACGCUGAUGAGUGGGCUCAAGUGCCAGAGCUGAGGACAAACCGCUGCAAUGCAGGUGUCUGUUCCUUGAACAACAAACUUUAUGUUGUGGGAGGGUCAGACCCCUGUGGGCAGAAGGGCCUGAAGAACUGUGACGCUUUUGACCCUGUGACCAAAACCUGGUCCAACUGUGCCUCCCUUAACAUCAGGAGGCACCAGGUAGUGGUGUGUGAGUUGGAUGGCUUCAUGUAUGCGAUUGGAGGGGCGGAGUCGUGGAACUGCCUGAACAGUGUGGAACGCUAUAACCCAGAGAACAACACCUGGACCCUGAUAGCCCCCAUGAACGUGGCUCGCAGGGGGGCCGGCGUUGCCGUCCAUGCAGGCAAACUGUUUGUUGUCGGCGGCUUUGACGGCUCCCACGCCCUCCGCUGUGUGGAGAUGUACGACCCUGCCCACAACGAGUGGAGGAUGCUGGGUAGCAUGACAUCUUCACGCAGUAACGCAGGCGUGGCCAUGCUGGGUGGAACCAUCUACGCUGUGGGUGGCUUUGAUGGCAACGAGUUCCUCAAUACAAUGGAGGUCUACAACCCUGAGACGGACAAGUGGAACGACUGUGCCAAGGCCCUGUCUGCCCUCUCUGACUAAAGAGGGGGAAGAGAGGGAGAUGGGAGUUCCAGUGCUUCACCUCGUUUCCAAACUAACAGGCUUAGUGACGUAAUCGUGUUUCGUGAUGUUCUGUGUGUAUGAGCGAAUAUGUGUGGGUGGGGAUUAGGAUGUUGGGUUGAGGGGUCUUCAGUGAAGACUGAUAGGUGGGUGGGGUGGGGGGUUGCCCAAAGCAACAUGUCGCCUUUGCAUAUUACAUAUGUUUGUUUUUUUGUUUUUUUUUGCUGUAUAUAUUUGGUUUCUUUCUCAAUUUUUGUCACAUGCCAACAUUUAAUACACAUUUAGUGCUUUUGUUCUUCUUGGAACUGAAAGGUUUGUUAAUUCUGGUGAGGGUUUUUAGAAGAGUUGGCUUCUUCUGAUUACUUUGGAAGGUGGUGGUAUGGAGUGGUGAUAGGCUUUUCAAAGUAAAAUUUUAUUUAAGAUUUCUGUUGUGGAAAUGUAAUUUUGCUCACGCAUGUUAAGGGUCGGUUGUUUGAAGCCUUAAUCGGAGUGCGACCUGAAACAGUCGGCUUUUUGUCAUUUUAAACAAGCUGGAUUGCUUUUUGAUUCAUAAAUGGCCUUUUUUUUUUUUAUAUAUUUUUAUACACUGCUGAUUUACCAAUAAAACUAAAAGUAGGAGCAAGCAGCGUAAGCCGAAUCUAACCAGUGCCAACUUCUUUUUUUUGUGUGUGCGCAAACACCACAUGUACAAACAUGCUUCUAACCAAACUUUUGUUAUUGUGGUUUAACAAACUGAUGUAUGUAGGGAUGCAGUUUACUGAAGAAACUUUUCCCCCUUUUGUGUUUAAAGUGUCAGGCAUUGGCAGAUUUCUUCUGGAAAGAAUGUUAGUGAGAAAAUUAACACAUUUGUAUCAUUUCUUAACUAAUAAAUCAUUUAAAUCUCA
Monopterus albus (swamp eel) is the source of this 3388-nucleotide messenger RNA. RefSeq names its product influenza virus NS1A binding protein a (gene ivns1abpa). The record is from RefSeq and is a predicted model, not a curated record. Bases 534 to 2486 code for a protein of 650 amino acids. The transcript has 15 exons. Gene Ontology annotation, molecular function: protein binding. Lineage: Eukaryota; Metazoa; Chordata; Actinopteri; Synbranchiformes; Synbranchidae.